Messenger RNA from Phanerochaete carnosa HHB-10118-sp, 492 nucleotides. RefSeq lists its product as uncharacterized. Lineage: Eukaryota; Fungi; Basidiomycota; Agaricomycetes; Polyporales; Phanerochaetaceae. The coding region runs from base 197 to 430 and encodes 77 amino acids. The transcript has a single exon. The record is from RefSeq and is a predicted model, not a curated record.
CAGAGCUCACCAACGAAGUGCAGCCCAUAUAUGUGCGCGUUAAGCUAAGCGAGAACGUCUGAUCGACAUAUCAUCGAAUGUGAACCACACCGGCCACUCUACACGUUUUUUUAGGCCCGACGACGACGUAUGAGAGUAUCGCGGUGCCGGACCACAACGCUGGAGCCGCCAACAAAUUGACGACGAUGUGCUAGCGAUGAUAGGUCGAGUGUCGCAUCUAGACGCAGCAGCGCACGUGGUGACAUCACGCAAAAAUAGACGUUGCGAGUUCUUCAGCGUCCGGGUCGAACAAGACGAGCACAGGCUAAAUCGGCGUUAUGCAUACCGGGUAUUCCCCGCGCCGUACUUGAGACUCAAGAUGCGAAUCGCUGCGGAGGCUGCAAGGCCGAACAUCGCACGAUCACCGCCAAUUACCUCACAAAAAAAUUGAGGUGCAGCGGUAGCCGACUGGUCCUUUAAACUACGAUGUGAACUAUGGGAAAUAUCAAUCAA